This is a messenger RNA of Cladocopium goreaui, 1392 nucleotides long. The record is from the annotation of a GenBank genome assembly. Lineage: Eukaryota; Dinophyceae; Suessiales; Symbiodiniaceae.
CCUACCUGUAAGUUAUCAACUGCACUGGACACCAGCCAAAGGCCGGUGUACUGCAUGGGGUCCAAUGGCCACAAUGCAGACGUGGAACUUUUUCGUCAAUUCCUGCGCAUCCGAAGUGUGAGUGAUGAAGGGCCUGCAGGAAACUAUUCUCAGGCUGUGGCGUGGCUGGAGCGUUUCUGUCACAAGAUUGGCCUGAAAACUCAGCACGUGGAACCUGUGAAGGGAAAACCCGUGCUGUUGGCUACCUGGCAUGGUACCAAACCCCAGCUACCAGCCCUGUUGCUGAACUCCCAUUAUGAUGUGGUUCCUGCCAUGGAGGAGUUCUGGACAGUGGACCCUUGGGCUGCAGAGAUUCAGGAUGGGAAGAUUUAUGGCCGAGGGACUCAGGACAUGAAGUCUGUGUGUGUUCAGUACCUUUUAGCCAUUGAGCGCUUGAAGAAGAAGGGCUUCACACCGCAACGCACGGUGCAUCUGAGUUUCGUCCCCGAUGAGGAGAUUGGUGGAGUUGAUGGCAUGGGAAAGUUGCUGCAAACUCCCGAAUUUGCCGCCUUGGGUACUCUGGGCUUAGCCCUGGAUGAAGGUUUGGCAAAUCCAGGCGAUGCCUUCACGGUUUUCUAUGGUGAGCGUCUUCCAUGGUGGAUCCUAGUACGUGCCUCCGGUCCGACAGGUCAUGGAUCUCGUUUCAUCAAAGAAACUGCGCCGCAGAAAUUGCUGCGAGUGGCUGAACGUGCUCUAGCUUUCAGGCGUGCGCAGGAGGAGUUGUUGGGUCAUGAUCAGCAUGGCUGCAAGCAUGGUACAGCCAAGAAGCUGGGAGAUGUGACCACCCUAAAUCUGACGAUGUUGCGUGCUGGAGUCUCAAAUGACAACGGCAAGACUUUUUGUAUGAAUGUGAUCCCAACAGAGGCGGAAGCCGGCUUUGAUGUGCGCAUCACCCCAGAUCUGGCCCCCAAGGAUUUCCAAAAAUUGCUGGACAAGUGGUGCGAAGAAGAAGGGGUCACCUGGCAGUUUGCUCCAUGGACCAGACCGUUGCAUUCGCAUUUUAUGACUGCCGCCGAUGACUCCAACCCGUGGUGGGUGGCUUUCCGUGAUGCCAUGGCUGCCAUGAACCAUGAGCUGGAACCUGAGGUUUUCCCAGCUGGUACAGAUUCGCGAUUUCUUAGGGAGCUGCAGAUCCCAGCCCUGGGCUUUUCGCCCAUGAAGAACUCGCCCAUCCUUUUGCAUGAGCACAAUGAGUAUCUUUCGGUGGAUGUGUUCCUCGCAGGCAUUGAUGUCUAUGUGGGCUUGGUGGAGCAGUUGGCCUCCAAGGAUACCCUACCGGGCGAGGAGGAGCAGCUAAAACGUCGCAAAGUGAAUCGAUGAGCACUGCAGACCCCACCGGUGCUAGGACAAAAA